ACUUAGAAUAUAUUGUAUUAUUUCAAACUUUUCAUGUAAUGUAUAUUUUAGUGUCUCAAAUUCCAAUGCACAUAAAAUGUCGACUUUCCUCUGUAGGUUACAUUGCAUAUUUACAUAUAAAUAUGAAUAUAAAUGUAAGACCAAGGGAUGACAGCAUAUUAACUAGAUAAGGAACAGUGAUUGAUUCAGGACCAAGGGAUAUUGGUUAAAAGAUGACAUUAAUCUUUUCUGUAUAUCUUUUCUGAGAAUAAAAUUAAGAAAUGAAUUAACAUGAAACAAACCAUGGUCAGACAUCAGAGGCAUGUGAAUAUAUAAUUUACCAGAGAUGAAUCUGAGAAGACUAACAUUUGGGACUGACAUUGUGGUGCAGUAGGUUAGGACACUGCUUGCAAUGCUGGCAUCCUAUAUUGGCAUGUCAUUUGGAGUCCUGGCUACUCUGCUUCUGAUCCACAUUCCUGUGAGUGUGUUUGGGAAAGCAGUGGAACAUGGCCCAAGAACUUGGAUCCCUACCAGCCAUAUAGGAGACCCAGAUAGAAUGGCCUGGUCCUGACUCCUGGCCCCAUCCUGGCUGUUGCAGACACUUGGGGAGUGAGCCACAAGAACGAAGAUCCAUCUAUCUCUUUGUCAGUCUCUCCUGCCUCUCUCCUUAUUUCCCUUUCAAAUAAAUCUUUAAAAAAGAAAAAGAUUAACCUCAUUUCAUAAUCCUUGUGAUGGAAUCUUAAUUACCCAAUCUCCUUUCUAUUCAUCUCUCCCUUUAUACUACAGGGACUAUUUAUUCCCAUUCAUCCAGUACAAAUUACUUACUAGAAUUGCUGUCAUGACUUGGUGCUCAAAAACAUGAACUGCAAUCAUCAUAUGAUAUCUAUACUUAAGAAACAGAUAAAGAAGUUGCUUAAGGUGUAAUUGUAGAUACCACUACAUGUUUCAGGGGCCAAAGAAAAUGAAUACAACACCAAUUCCAAAAUCAUCCGCAUCUUAUAUAAAAGGCAUAGAAGACACACACAGAGAAAUGCACUCCUAGUCUUUUUGUGACAGAACUGGCAUGAUGAACAAAAAAAAAUGUGCUGUUGCAGAUGUUGGUGUCAUUUGAAGACCUGGCUGUGGACAUCACUCAGGAGGAGUGGCAGUACCUGGACAGUUCUCAGAGGACUCUGUACAAAGAUAUGAUGAUGGAGACCUACAAUAGCCUGUUGUUUUUGGGGUACUGCAAAAGCAAACCUGAGGUGAUCUUCAAGUUGGAACAGGGGGCAGAGCCAUGGACAGUGACAAAACCCCUAAAUUGGAGCCUGUCAGCCCACAGAAGGGAUGACCUAUUGGGAACCAACUGGAAAAGUCAACAAAUAAAUUUGAGGAGGCCUGAUGAGAUGCGAGCUGCAGAGAAAUCUGAUGGCACUAAUGUACCUGGCAACUCAAGUGAACGUUGGGAGCCCAUCAGGCAGCCUCACAAGAUUCAGCCUUUUCAGCAGGUGUUUGAACACAGUGUAAAAGGCAAAGGGUUCAACAGGAAAAGGGUGUUCUUUACAAAUGAAAGGGAUCAUAUGGGAGACACCUGUAAUAAGUCAGUUGGCAUUGUAGGAAAGACAACUGAACAUGUAAAGAACUUUCCAGAAAAAGUCCUACCUCAGUAAACCUCAACAAACACACACAGGAAAGAAACUUUAUGAAUCUUUUGAGUAUGAGGAAACUCUCAUUUACAAAUCAGAUUUUAUCACAAGUCAAAGAACACAUACAGGAAGAAAAACCUAUUCUUGUAACCCCUGUGGAAAAUCUUUCAAUUGUAAAUCCUGCCUUUCUAUCCAUCAUAGAACUCAGAAAGGGGAAAGGCCCUCUGGGUGCAAUGAAUGUG
This is a messenger RNA of Oryctolagus cuniculus (rabbit), 1846 nucleotides long. The record is from RefSeq and is a predicted model, not a curated record. Lineage: Eukaryota; Metazoa; Chordata; Mammalia; Lagomorpha; Leporidae.